This is a messenger RNA of Xenopus laevis (African clawed frog), 1793 nucleotides long. RefSeq names its product DBH-like monooxygenase protein 1. The coding region runs from base 170 to 904 and encodes 244 amino acids. The transcript has 3 exons. The record is from RefSeq and is a predicted model, not a curated record. Lineage: Eukaryota; Metazoa; Chordata; Amphibia; Anura; Pipidae.
UAUAAACCCUACAGCUGCACUGUACACGCUGCAUCUCCCCCUCCUCUGAUCUUAAAAGUUCUUACUAUAAGCUAGGGGUGGCGAGUGUCUAUGAGCUGUGUGGGAGGGCUGAGUGGAAAGAUAUCCCACAUCAGUUGUCUGUCCGUUACAGAGGAAACAUUGGAUAAGGAUGUCUGCCUUUUUCUUCCUAUUUCCCUUCUUUGCCACAGCUCUGAGUGUGGACCUACAACCCUACAGCCAUAGUGCCAUGCUGGAUGGGCAGGGCAAAUACAUGUUGCACUGGAGGCAUCAUGGCACUUCAGUCACCUUCCUGCUACAGGUGGAGACCUUAGGCUACGUCGGUUUUGGAUUCUCUCCCAAUGGGGAUAUGGCUUCUUCAGACAUUGUUAUUGGAGGAGUGGAAGGAGGCAAGCCCUACUUGCAGGACUUCUAUUCAGAUAGUAACAGAAUUCUUCACAGAGACCCACAUCAGAACUACUUGCUAGAAUAUGCUAUGGAAAAUGGCACAUACACUAUUCUCAAAUUUAGCAGAGACCUCCAUACAUGUGAUCCCAAUGAUAAAACAAUAACAGAAAGCACAAUCAGAGUUAUUUGGGCAUUCCACAAUGAGGAUUUUGGACAGACUGGUCCCACUUAUCAUGGACUAAAUAAAGGUCGGAAAAGCUUGCGUUUACUUAACCCUGAGAAAACAUAUAUAAAACCAGUGGAUGCACCCAGUUUUAAUUUCACAAAUAGGAACGUAAGUUUAAAUGUAUUUAUAUGUUUUCUUCUGUAUAAGACAGUAAGCAUGGCAUUUUGUUGUUUCUCUUGUAGAAAUGGGCCGAUAAUAACUAGUGGAAAGUCAUUAUGGAGGUUAAAUAUAAAAAUAAUCACACACAUUUCCUGCAAAAUUUCCAUUUUUUAACUAAAGUGUAUGAUUAUCUAUACAUGCUUACAUUACAACAAAAGUGAGCUUUGUGCUCUGAAAUGUAUUUUGUGCAGGAAAUAAAUUCUGCUUGCAGAUAAUUUUAUUUGCUAUGUCUGCUGCCAGGCUCUCCAUGCUUCAGUUAUUAAGCCAAGCAAAGGGCCAUUUCUUUGAUAAUAUGACAGUUCCUAUCAAAAUGUAGGCAAUUAUUGUGUAAACAGAAGCUUAGAAAUUACAAAUGUAGAUAGAUAUCUUCCUAAUUACAGCAAUGCCUUUAAACCGCCUCUGGUUGAAUUUCAGUUUUACAUUUGAACUGGAGAUUUUAAUUGGAUUAGUUCUACACAUACUAUUUGAGUUAUUUUACUGGUUUGAUGUGUACAACAGUAAGGGCUGAGGGGUAAAUAUCCAGACCUGAUUCAUCUCAAAAGCAAACAUUUUUGGAUUAGACAGUACUGUGAAACUGCAUAAAAAUAUAUCACCAUUUAUUAAAAAAUGUCUGCAGUACAUUUCUCUAUUUGUAGCUAACACAUUUAAACACCAAUUCAUUUUGCACGGGUAGAUUUCCAUUGAACAGACAGUUAUUGAUAUUGUUGUGCCAAUAAUAAAAACAUCUAGUUGUUGAGAAACUUCAAUUCUAAGCAUUGAACAUUUUUAGAACUGCACAAGAGCAUGCCAGUAAAAAAAAAAUGUGUGGACAUGUUAAAACAUCAAAUACAAAAUAAGUAGGAUCUUAUUUUGAGGUUUGCAAGAUUUACCUAUAGACUGAUUUCAUUAUAAUUUAUUUACUUCAAAAAUAUGUUAGUGUCAGGGGGUUAUUUAUCAAAGGUUGAAUUUCGAAUUUAUGUGAUUUUUUUUUACUGUAAGAAAUUUGAAUAUACUCACAACUCGA